Molecule: messenger RNA, 2019 nt
Organism: Cyprinus carpio (common carp)
Lineage: Eukaryota; Metazoa; Chordata; Actinopteri; Cypriniformes; Cyprinidae
Source: RefSeq, a predicted model, not a curated record
GGGGAUCUCUAAACUUCUCCAGGCCCCCAAAACCCCCUUAGACCCCAGAGGGUUAAUGAAUGAUGAAUGCAUAAUUUGCAAACCAGUUUUCAUGGAUAUUUAUUUUGUUGAAAGCAAAGUAAUAGUCAUUAGAAUACAUUAUUUCCUUCGUUAUAUUUACAUUGUUUAUUGUAUAAUGUAUAAUUCAGUAGUUGCUUUAGGUUAUGGGUUCCGCUUACAUUAAAACCUGCAUUGUGCAUGAUUUAAUCAUGCUUAUAUAAUGUAAAGGAGUGUAGCUGAAUACUCAAGCUUCAUGCUGCAUAUAAAACAAACCACACCUCUGUUAUCAGGUAUAUAAUGAUCUGGCACUGUCCAUCUUCCAUCUGACACCCUUCAGCUGGAUCAUGGCACUACAAAUCAUCUCUGUGGUUCUUUUCACUGUGUUUUUCUCUGAAGCUCUGACACUGAAAUGUUACAGCUGUAGCACACCAGUUCCACCUGAAACAUGCACAGAAACUGCAAACUGUAAUUCUCAGAGUACACAGUGCAGCUCCAUCACAUACAAUGGCACUGUUGUUAAGAGUUGCAGUGCCUCGUGUGGUAUUUUGAGUGUAAAUGUUGAACAGUUCCUAAUGACCUCCCGGUGUUGUAAUUCAGAUCUCUGCAACAUUACUACAGACUUAUCUAACGGAAUGAAGUGUUACACCUGCAGUGCCACAAACUGCUUAAACACUCUGGCUUGUAAAGGUGAUGAGAGUCAGUGCAUCACUGCAACAGCUGAACUUGUUGGCACCAACACCACUUUGAAAGGAUGUGCAAGCAAAUCUGUCUGUGAUAACAGUGCACUAUUACAACAACAGAUGCCAAAUAUCAGGAAUGUUUCAUGUUGUGUUGGACACCUAUGUAACAAUGGCCAGAGUCUGACACAGGGAGCUCUGCUGCUGCUGGUAGCAAUACUUCCCCUCCUUUUUUCUUUCUGAGAGCUAUUUUAGGAGGUUUUGUUAUGGUUCUAUUAGUAUGUGAAAGCUCUUUUUGUUGUUUUUAAUAUAAAGCAGUUUUGAAGCAUUUUCUAAUAUAAAGUGUGCUUUUUCUAGUUUUUCUAAUCAUGAAUCUAAUCGUGUAAAAUAAAAAUGAAAUGACCUUAUUAGCAGUCUAAUUAAACUUUUCUAUGACCAAAAUCCUUUGCUAUGUUCUUGUUAUGUGCUAAAAGAUUAGAAAGCGAGAAGAAUAACAUUGAUUAAUAAUUUCGUAUUGACCAAAGUUGAAUUAGAGCACACUUUCACAGUCACAUAAGCCCGUACACUUUAGGUUAUCUUACAUAUUUAUAUAGUAGUAGUAGUUAUAUAUUUUAUACAAAUGGAAUGCAUUUUGUGGACAGAGCAAGUGAUUAUAUUAAAUUAGUUUUGUGAUUGUUCAUAAGAUCGUGAAAUGAUAAACAUAACUUUCAAGCGGUAAUACAUUGUUGAUAUCAUAAAGAAGUUGAGUGUUGAAGCCCCUUCAUAAUAUAUAAUAUAAUAUAACUAUUGAGAAGGAAUUGGAUAUACCACUGAUAGCACCAUUUUUUUUUUCAAAAGGUUUACUAUGAAUAUGUGUAAAUGUGUUUUUCAUUUGUCUAAAGUACUGUAUAUAUUGAAUACAAAUUUAGAUGCAUUUAAAUACCACCAAAAACAUUCAUCUACAUUAUACCAUAUGUUUCUCAAGCUGUUCUGUAAUUCUGCAGAUGCUUCUGAAUUAAAAUUGUCUGGUGGACAGUUUCUCUGGAGUGUAGUCAAACACUUUCCUGUGUCUAACCCUUGUCAUACAGCUUUUUAUUCUCUAGAAAUGUGUUAACAAUGUGACAAAUUGUUCACACCAACAACUUCAACUUAAAUUUAACUCUAGAUUUAGGAUUUAUGACCAAGUUUGGUAUUGUCAACAAAGCUUCUGUAGAUUACAAUAGUUUUAGUAAAGUUCAAAAUUAAAGUUUGCUCUGAAAAACCUCACUCACCAUGAAAGAAAUAUGUCAUUUUGUUUUUAAUAAAUUACUGUUUGCAAUGAAAA